Molecule: messenger RNA, 222 nt
Organism: Gongylonema pulchrum
Lineage: Eukaryota; Metazoa; Nematoda; Chromadorea; Rhabditida; Gongylonematidae
Source: the annotation of a GenBank genome assembly
AUGUUAUCAGUUUUCGAAAUAACUCUGCUCGCUAACAACUGGAUAACGUUUAUUGUGGGUAUCACUGGCAACACGUUUGUUUUAUGCCUGUGCUUCAAAGUGAGGAAUGCCGAGAUUAUGAAGUAUCAGUGGAAUAUAGCAGCAACAGCAAUUCUUCAGCUUAUUGAAUGCCUUAGUCUCACUCUUAUUCAGAUUGUGGGUAUUUUUGUCAUGAAUGGUUGA